AGAAGGCAACAGCUCUACCAUCCUCCAAACAUCUGAAGCCCCCCAUAGAAACUCCUCUUGGAAUUGGUAAGUAUCUGUGCUCAUGGGCUUCUUCUCCAAUGAUCUGACUGUUGCUUGUACUCAUAAGGAAAUUGUUUGCCUUAUGGAUUCAUUCUCAGCACUACAAUCUCAGUGAUUAUCCCUCUGAGCUGCUCAAUUACUCCCUGUCUUUUCCUCAAUUUACCUAGGUGGUUCCCUGUCUGACCCAAAUGCUAGGCCGAUUUCAACCCUUCUCCUUGGUCCGGAGUUUCAGACUGGGAUUUGAAGCCUGCUGCUAUCCAAACCAAAAAUGUGCUACUCAGACCAUCAGACCCCCUGACUCCAGGUGCCUAGUCCAAGCAGUUUCUCAGAACUUUAAUUUUGCAAAGGAUGUGUUGGAUCAGUGGUCCCAGCUGGAAAAGGACGGACUCAGAGGGCCUUACCCCGCCCUCUGGAAGGUUAGUGCCAAAGGAGAAGAGGACAAAUGGAGCUUUGAAAGGAUGACUCAACUCUCCAAGAAGGCCGCCAGCAUCCUCUCAGACACCUGUGCCCUUAGCCAUGGAGACCGGCUGAUGAUAAUCUUGCCCCCAACACCUGAAGCCUACUGGAUCUGCCUGGCCUGUGUGCGCUUGGGAAUCACCUUUGUGCCUGGGAGCCCCCAGCUGACUGCCAAGAAAAUUCGCUAUCAAUUACGCAUGUCUAAGGCCCAGUGCAUUGUGGCUAAUGAAGCUAUGGCCCCAGUUGUAAACUCUGCCGUGUCCGACUGCCCCACCUUGAAAACCAAGCUCCUGGUGUCAGAUAAGAGCUAUGAUGGGUGGUUGGAUUUCAAGAAGUUGAUUCAAGUUGCCCCUCCAAAGCAGACCUACAUGAGGACCAAAAGCCAAGAUCCAAUGGCCAUAUUCUUCACCAAGGGUACAACAGGAGCUCCCAAAAUGGUCGAGUAUUCCCAGUAUGGUUUGGGAAUGGGAUUCAGCCAGGCUUCCAGACGGUGGAUGGAUCUCCAGCCAACAGAUGUCUUGUGGAGUCUGGGUGAUGCCUUUGGUGGAUCUUUAUCCCUGAGCGCUGUCUUGGGAACUUGGUUCCAAGGAGCCUGUGUGUUUCUGUGUCACAUGCCAACCUUCUGCCCUGAGACUGUUCUAAAUGUCCUGUCCAGAUUUCCCAUCACCACUCUAUCUGCAAAUCCAGAGAUGUACCAGGAACUGCUUCAGCACAAGUGUUUCACCAGCUACAGAUUCAAGAGUCUGAAGCAGUGUGUGGCUGCAGGAGGACCCAUCAGCCCUGGGGUGAUUGAGGACUGGAAACGCAUCACUAAGUUGGACAUCUAUGAAGGCUAUGGGCAGACGGAAACUGGUCUACUCUGUGCCACUUCCAAAACAAUAAAAUUGAAGCCAAGCUCUCUGGGGAAGCCAUUGCCACCUUAUAUUGUCCAGAUUGUGGAUGAAAACUCAAAUCUCCUGCCUCCAGGGGAAGAAGGAAAUAUUGCAAUCCGCAUAAAACUAAACCAACCUGCUUCUCUGUACUGUCCACACAUGGUAAGAAAAUUUUCUUCUUUCCUAAAUACUUUCAUUGUUGCUACUAAUCGUAGUGCCAUUAUUGUUGAGUACUUUAUGAUUUGCCAAAUACUUUUGUCCCAAUUUUUAAUUUUGCAAAUUUUUGAGUCUCCAAAAAUGUUAAAUAGUAGCACUCACCUACAUUCACUUCUUAUUAAGAUUUUGCCCCAUUUACUUCAUAUUUGCACAUUUUUGAUGAGACAUUUGGGAGUAAAUGCAGACAUUAUGACACUUUGUCCUUAA
Messenger RNA from Homo sapiens (human), 1811 nucleotides. RefSeq names its product acyl-CoA synthetase medium chain family member 6 (gene ACSM6). The transcript has 9 exons. Gene Ontology annotation, cellular component: mitochondrion. Gene Ontology annotation, molecular function: acid-thiol ligase activity; medium-chain fatty acid-CoA ligase activity. The record is from RefSeq and is a predicted model, not a curated record. Lineage: Eukaryota; Metazoa; Chordata; Mammalia; Primates; Hominidae. Bases 249 to 1811 code for a protein of 520 amino acids.